Messenger RNA from Cornus florida, 1343 nucleotides. RefSeq names its product probable protein phosphatase 2C 26. NCBI's taxonomy places the organism in Eukaryota, Viridiplantae, Streptophyta, Magnoliopsida, Cornales, Cornaceae. The transcript has 11 exons. The coding region runs from base 94 to 1059 and encodes 321 amino acids. The record is from RefSeq and is a predicted model, not a curated record.
GACGUGGCUCGAUUCUUCAACAGAACACCAAAGAGCUAACAUCCAAUGAAACUGUUGUUGUGUAUGUAGAGAGAGAGAGAGUGGAAGCGGGAAAUGGCGAUUCCCAUUUUCAAGCCUUCCAUUUCUCACUCAUACCGACUCUCGGAUUCCUUUUUCUCUCCCAAUUUUCCAAACAAAGGGUCAAUUACAAUGACAAGGACAUUUAUUUGUUCUGUUCAAACAUCGGAAUUCAAUUCACUUAGACCAGAGGUGUCCUUUUGUGUUGGAACUCACCUCAUUCCACACCCCAAAAAGGUUGACAAGGGUGGGGAAGAUGCUUUCUGUGUGAGCAGCUACAAUGGAGGAGUCAUUGCUGUUGCUGAUGGUGUUUCUGGGUACACAGAUUUAAUUUUAAAGAAGUGGGCAGAACAGAAUGUGAAUCCUGCAUUAUUCCCUCAGGAACUGAUGGCUAAUGCUUCAUGUUUAGUUGGGGAUGAAGAGGUUAACUAUGAUCCUCAAAUUCUUUUAAGGAAAGCACAUGCCGCUACCUCUUCAAAAGGUUCAGCUACUGUAAUUGUUGCCAUGCUGGAGAGGAAUGGAAUUCUGAAGAUUGCCAAUGUUGGAGAUUGUGGGCUAAAAGUUAUUCGUAAAGGUCAAAUAAUCUUUUCCUCGUCUCCACAAGAACAUUACUUCGACUGCCCAUACCAGUUGAGCUCUGAGGCAGUUGGUCAGACAUACCUUGAUGCCACGGUUAGCAGUGUGGAGUUAAUGGAGGGAGAUUCCGUUGUGAUGGGCUCAGAUGGGCUUUUCGAUAAUGUUUUUGACCAUGAAAUUGUUUCAACAUUGGCCAGAUACAGUGAUGUUUUUGAGACGGCAAAUGCAUUAGCUAAUCUGGCUCACAAUCACUCUAUGGAUUCCAACUUUGAUUCCCCCUAUAUAUUGGAGGCCAGAACCAGGGGUUAUGAUGUUCCUCUGUGGAAGAAAAUUCUGGGGAUGAAGUUAACAGGUGGAAAGCUAGAUGAUAUUACUGUGAUUGUUGGUCGGGUGAUUGGUCGUGAAACUUCUGGAUCUCUUAAAUGAAGUUGGACCUAAAAUGGUUAAGUUGAAGGGCGAGCAACUGGUUAUACUGAUUUAUUUUUUCUUCAUGACAUUUUAUGUUUUAAAUUAAAGGUCUCUUUUCAAACAGUGUGUAACUAACACCAGCAAUGUGGAUCUCCCUUCUCAAUUCUGUUUUUACCUCAGUAGACAACUAAUGAAUGUGAUCAUCCAAGUGGUCCAUUGUAUGCAUUUUUUGGGUGAAAAUGCUGGCCGAAAGUUUGUGUACCUUUAAUCUUCAAGCAAUGAGCAUACAAUUGUUCUGAACA